CGCGAGGGGUGUGCGCGCGGGGGGCGGAGCGGGGCUCGCCCCUCGCCGGCGCCCGCCGCCCCGCCGGUGAUCGCUCUCCAGCCGUCUCCAGCACCCUCGGCUCCGCACGGCCGUUGGUCCGGGCGGGGGAGGGAGAAAGUGAGACUCGGUGUCAUCACCAUCCAUUGUCAGGAGGGGAGGAAAUUGGAAUCCAGCAGCGGCGAGCAGCAGCUGGGCGGUCACAUCUGGGAAUGCACAGCCGACCUCCCCCUCCUCCUCCUCCACCGCCUCCUCCUCUCUCACCCAGGAUCACUUCCGAAAUCACUUCGUCUUCAGCCCCUGCCUCGGCCAGAGGGAUUUAUUUAAUGGGGAUGUGUUCAAGGCAAGAGCGAAUUCAGAAGGAUAUCGACGUCGUGAUCCAGAAGUCCAGAGCAGAGAAGGACUGCCUGUUUGCAGAUUUCAGAUACUCAGACUCCACCUUUACUUUCACCUACCUUGGCGGCCCCAGAAGUGUAUCCUAUUCAGUGCAUGUAUCUGAAGAUUACCCAGAUAAUACAUAUGUGUCAAGUUCAGAAAAUGAUGAAGAUGUAUUAGUUACUACAGAGCCAAUUCCAGUAAUUUUUCAUCGAAUAGCAACAGAAUUAAGAAAGACAAAUGACAUUAACUGUUGCUUAUCCAUAAAGUCCAAAUUACAGAGGGAAAAUGGGGAGGAGUCAAGACAAAAUAGUACAGUGGAAGAAGAUUCUGAAGGUGAUAAUGAUUCUGAAGAAUUUUAUUAUGGAGGACAGGUAAACUAUGACGGGGAACUGCACAAGCACCCACAGCUCGAAGCUGAUUUAUCGGCCGUGAGGGACAUCUACGGGCCACAUGCAGUUUCUCUCAGGGAAUAUGGAGCUAUUGAUGAUGUAGAUAUUGAUCUGCACAUUGAUGUUAGCUUUCUUGAUGAGGAGAUUGCUGUGGCUUGGGAAGUGAUUCGAACAGAGCCUAUAAUUGUCCGACUACACUGUUCACUUACACAAUAUUUAAAUGGCCCAGUGCCCACUGUUGAUGUCUUUCAGAUUUCCACAAAAGAGCGCUUUGGAUUGGGACAUCAGCUGAAAAAAAUCAUGCAGACAUUUGUUACACAGCAGUGGAAACAGAGCAAAGAAAAAUCCAAUUGCCUGCACAGUAAGAAGCUGUCGGAGAAGAAGGUGAAGUCCCCCCUGCAUCUAUUUUCUACGUUGCGCAGGUCGCCAAGUUAUCCUCCCCCUGGUUGUGGGAAAAGCAAAUCCAAACUGAAAUCUGAGCAAGAUGGAAUCUCCAAAACGCAUAAGCUGCUGCGGAGGACUUGUUCCAGCACGGUCAAGACCGAUGACGUGUGCACCGCAAAGUCACACAGGACCUUUGGUCGCUCCCUGUCCAGCGACCCCAGGGCUGAGCAGGCAGUGACGACCAUUAAGUCGCACAAACUCUUGACCCGUCCCUGCUCGGCAACUGUCAAGCAAGAGGACUGCCUCAGCCUCAAGUCACAUAAACUAUUGACUCGAUCUUGUUCUGGAGAUCCGCGCUGUGAGCACAACGCCAACCUGAAGCCCCACAAACUGUUAAGCAGGUCUUACUCCAGUAAUCUCAGAAUGGAGGAAUUGUAUGGACUGAAAAACCACAAGUUGCUCAGCAAGUCUUACUCCAGUGCCCCCAAGUCAUCCAAAACGGAGCCUUUCAAGGAACCUAAUGCAGAGGGCAGGAGGCUCUCUCUUACCUCAGGGCUUAUUGGAAUUCUAACACCAUCUUCAUCUUCAUCUUCCCAGCCUGCUCCAAAUGGUGCCAAAUGCAUCCCAAUACGUGACCGCGGCUUCCUGGUGCAGACAAUUGAGUUUGCUGAGCAGCGGAUCCCUGUGUUGAACGAAUACUGUGUGGUCUGUGAUGAGCCGCAUGUGUUUCAGAACGGCCCCAUGCUCAGGCCUACUGUGUGUGAACGAGAGCUGUGUGUAUUUGCUUUUCAAACCCUGGGAGUAAUGAAUGAGGCUGCUGAUGAAAUAGCAACUGGAGCUCAGGUGGUAGAUCUCCUAGUGUCCAUGUGUAGGUCUGCGUUGGAAUCUCCUAGAAAAGUCGUCAUUUUUGAGCCAUAUCCUUCUGUGGUAGAUCCUAACGAUCCUCAGAUGCUGGCCUUCAACCCCAGGAAGAAGAACUAUGAUCGUGUAAUGAAAGCACUGGAUAGCAUAACUUCCAUUAGAGAAAUGACACAAGCACCCUAUCUGGAAAUCAAGAAGCAGAUGGAUAAACAAGACCCCCUUGCUCAUCCCCUGCUGCAAUGGGUUAUUUCAAGUAAUAGGUCACAUAUUGUGAAACUGCCAGUUAACAGGCAAUUGAAGUUUAUGCAUACUCCACAUCAGUUCCUUCUUCUCAGCAGUCCACCAGCCAAAGAAUCCAAUUUUAGAGCUGCUAAAAAACUCUUUGGAAGCACCUUUGCAUUUCAUGGCUCACACAUUGAAAACUGGCACUCCAUCCUGAGGAACGGUCUGGUUGUUGCUUCUAAUACAAGACUGCAGCUCCACGGUGCAAUGUAUGGAAGUGGAAUCUAUCUUAGUCCAAUGUCAAGCAUAUCAUUUGGUUACUCAGGGAUGAACAAGAAGCAGAAGGUGUCAGCCAAGGAUGAGCCAGCGUCAAGCAGUAAAAGCAGCAGUGCCUCUCAGUCACAGAAAAAAGGACAGCAAUCUCAGUUCCUGCAAAGCCGUAACUUAAAAUGCAUAGCCUUAUGUGAAGUGAUCACCUCACCUGACCUGCACAAACAUGGAGAGAUUUGGGUUGUCCCGAAUACUGAUCAUGUCUGCACACGAUUCUUUUUUGUCUAUGAAGAUGGCCAAGUGGGAGAUGCAAAUAUUAACACACAAGAAGGAGGCAUUCACAAAGAGAUCCUUCGAGUAAUUGGUAAUCAAACUGCUACUGGUUAAAGGACCACCGUUUAAUUAACAUGAUUUGAAAGCCUUCCUCGCGUUCAAAGCUGGAUUUUGAACUGAAGAAGAUGAUAAAAUAAUUUAUUGUUAUUAUAAACAAAAUUAACCCUUUGAAUACUGAUUUUUUUCUUAGUAUUUCUAAGUAUCUCAUUAAAUACCUAAAAUGGUAUAAAAUUUAUCAAUUGUAGGGUUAUGGAAUCUAGUAAUAAAAUUACAACAGCACUUAAACUGAAGUUUGGGUUGCUCACACAAUAAACAGAUUGAAAAAACAGUUUUGUGCUGAUAUUUUUAUAUUAAACUCUUUAAUUGGAAAUUUGGUAUUAUAUACCGACAUUUUAGGAUACCAAAAUAGAAUUGAGAACAUUUUAUAAUGGCAUCUAAAUCUGUAAGAUACUUUGCAAUAAGUAUAAUGUUUGCACUUUCUGAUGUGCUAUAUAAUUAGUGGUAUGAACAUUUGAAUAUUUUGGGGAGGGAUGUUUCCUAUUCUGUUAUUUUUCCUUAUACAAAAACAGUUAGGUCUUAGAUGCAGUGCUUUGCCCAAAAGUAUGUAAUACACAUAUCUAAAGAUUCAAGCAUCAAAAUAUGUGAUGGUGCAUAUAUGUGUGUACAUACACAUAUACGUAUGUUGACAGCAGAGAUGGCACAGCUCCACAAUGCUAUUCUUAUUCAAUGAAAAGAAAAUAAUAUUCAGUAAGCAGUAAAUCUGGACGUAAACCAAGAUAUGAGCCAAAUUUACCAUAAUUCACUCACUGAAAAUAUUUGUGGACAGUUUUUCUAUUUGUUUAAAGAAUUUUUCCCUUCAGUUAAAAUGCAACUCUUUUUAUAAUGUUAUCUAAAAGUCAUAAAAUUUGGGGAACAUAGAUACCCCUGGUGGACUAAAUCUAUAUUCAAGUAAUCAUAUGUUGAAAAGAAAGGCCUCAGAAUUUAAACAAACCGUAUAUAUUUUUUAUUUCCUACAAUGGAACAUUUUUAAAAUUUAUUUAUACCACACCAGCAUUUUUAUAUUUUUUCAUCUAAUACCUCUGCUUAUUUUUUUUCGUAUUGAGAAAGAAGACAAACUUUGAAGUUUCUUUUAUAUUAAAAGAACACAAAUAAGUUUAUAGAGAACAAGAACACCAGCUCUCAGCAUUCUCCUUCCAAAAGUCAUGUGCUCAUCAAAAUCAUUUCUGUUUCUUUGGGUCCUAAAGUUCUUAUUCAUCACAAGUUUUAAUUGACAGUGUUUAUUUUCCUACGUGAUGUCUUCGAAAGAAGGCCAUUCAUGAGAGCAGUUUAAUUAGUGAGUUUGCCACUCUAUUCAAACCCUGAAUCAAGGCUCAUAUCUGAUUCUAAUUUAUUUGGAAAGAAAAAUAUAAAAGUGUAUAGUGAUUUGCAAAUAUAAUGUUAUAACUUCUGUGUUUAUUUCCUUUGGCAUAAAAGGUGAGAAAAAGAGGUCAGACACAUUGUUAAGAGUUGCUAUUUGGGAAAUAUUUACUAAUAGUUUGUUUUCUUAUGUGGUAAGUAAUUGAUAUGCCACAUAUUUCUGCAAAAAUAGACUUGAAGUGGUUGGAAUAUUAAUCAUUGUGAUAGGAUCCGCUUAAAACAUUGAUCUGUUUUGACUUGUGCCUCUGAACUCAAAGGCAGACUGAGGGAUAAUAUUGACACGAUAGGGCCAAGAUGUAGUAUCUUAUUUAGUGUUCUGUGACCAGAUAUUUGAAGACUUUACGUGGGCAAGAGGACUACUUUCUUCUUUCUGCCGAGUCUCCCAGAUUCCUUUGACUGUGUUUUAAAAACAUGUUUAACCAACAGAAUUAUUUUUUCAAAUUAAAUUUGGGGAACAUUCUAUAUAUGACAUAGAUAUGAAGAUGUAAUAGCAUUAUUUGGAAAUUGAGGGCUUGGAACCCCAGCUGUUUGGCUAUUAGGACCACUGAGGCACCUCUGAAGACUCUCUAUAGUGCCUCCAAGUGUAAUUUAAAACCACUGACCUAAUCCACUACGACUUGACUUAACAGUUAAAUAAUGUAAAGAGUAUAGUAUUAGAAUCUGAACUGGAAGGGUAACGUGGAGGACUCAAGGAAGUUGAUCUGUCUGAACUGGAAGGGUAACGUGGAGGGCUCAAGGAAGUUGAUCUGUCAUCAGAGCAAGGAAAGUAGUGGAUAGUUUUAAUGUCUACUAUAUAUUACAAGCAGUAGACAUCUUUUAUGAUAAAAUAAGAUGUCUUCUAAUGAUAACUACUCGAAUGCUAUUGCAAUACAGAAUGACAUUUUAAGUUUGUUUCAAAAAAUUGUGUCAGAACCUUUGUAAGCAAAUAUUUUCAUUGAGCUUUUGAUAUUGGAAAAUGAUAGUAUGCUGAUGCUUAUCUUUAUUUCUAAAGAAUCUAAUUUCAAUAGACACUACUAUUAAAUGAAUAUCAUGCUUCCAGAAUCCAAGAAGGUCCUUAAAAUUUAGAAGUUUAAACAUCAUUAUCAUGCCUUGAUUCAGUCACCCCAUUAAGGUAUUAUCUAUUGACUUAUUUGAUGCUUCCAAACAUGUGAUAUUGUAUGUAUUUAUAUAAUCGUUUGAAGUAUGUUCACUGAUGCUUUGUAAUAGUUAUAUUAAUUGUGUAGCCAUUACUACUUAAUAUUAAUCCACGGAGCAAAGGCAAUCAUUUAUUUUCAUUCUUGAAGUAGAGAAAGAAAAACCUAAUUUGUUAGUCCUACUUUUUCCUGCAUUACUGUCUUUGUAAAAUUUCACUAUGAAUAAUUUGUCCUCUUUUGUUGUCCACUGUAUUAAAAAAGGGAAGAAAAUGGUUGAACAGAGAAAAAAGUAAUAAUAUACAUAGAACAUAGUGCUAUAGCAUACAUUAUGGUAAGGUACUUUGGGUGUCUUAGAUUGCGUUAUGUGGAAGUGAUUUUUAUUUUUGUUGCUCAGCAGAUCUCAGUGAAGUGUUGGAUUUGAAGGUGGUUUUUAAAUUUAAAAUUUAAAUAUAAGAGUGUCACAUCCUUAAACUUGCUAUCAAAUAUUAUGUGAUAUGAGAAACCAACCCAAACCAUUGUUAGUGCUCUGAAUAUUUCUCAUUGAAAAAUUUAAGAGUUUAGAAAAGAAAUCCCUCAAUUAUUCUCCCCUUUGCUAAAAGAAAAGAAACCUUUAAUGUGCAAGUCUAUAAAUCUUUAAUAUCACUGAAUGGGUUUUAGCAGUACUUGAUACCAUAAUACCAUAACUUGCCUUGGGGCGUGGAGUUUCAGAAAAUUUUAAGGAAAAACUCAUCAUCCUUGUUAAAGUCUCGAUGACUCCAUCAGAUAGUAAUUUAACAUGUCAUGAAGGGCCAACUCAGCCUUGGACCAUCUACCAUCCAAAUAUAUAGAUUUCAUGGUGACACUUGACGCAUACUUUAAAAAUAUUAUGAUGUUCUUCUAUUGUCCUGCUGAAUUCUUCAUUAUAGCACUACCUCAAGACAAAUGAUAGACUGUAUGUUAAGGUAAAUUGGGUUUCCAGUAUAAGAAACAAAUAAAAUCUCACACAUAGAAGUCAUCAGAUAAUUCAACAGUCUGGAUGUACAUAUUGUCAGUUACCUCUUGACAAUGCGUUAAUACAGAUGUUUCAGUCACUGGUGUUGAAUGACAUAGUUGACACCCAAUGAGUUAUGUGAAAGCGUUUCAAGUUGCAAAAUUUGAAAAUAAUUAGUUCCUUUUAAGAUUGGUUUUCUACAUGGGUCAAUUUUAUGUCGUUUCACCUAAAGACACAAACAGUUGCCCACUCUAAACAGUUAAAGGAUUAAAAUACCCAACUGCUAUGCCAGAAUGGCAGACUGAAUAUUCAAGUAUUUUGGUAUUGAAUGCCUGCUAAAUUUUUGCCAGAUUCUAUAUAAAUUUGAUGUAUAUUAUUACUCAGUAAAUUUUUCUUGGGGAUUUUCUAUACGCUAUGAUAUAUUAGGAUAAGUUUUUGUAGGUCAAAAGAAUUUCAAGUAGUUUUUAGACAAAACAUAUCCAUGAGUGUGAAAAAGCUGUGUUGAAGAAUAGAUUACAUUACACAUUUACCAGCUAGUCAGUAAAAAAUAGUGCUUAUUUACAUAGUCAACAUAAUUUAAUGUUCUAAAAAUAAUUUCUUCAACCCACCCAAUAUUUAAUGUAUCAUUUGAGAUUUUAAAAAACGCAGCCACUCCUUUAUGUAAACAUUAAGAUAUGCCUAUGUUUCUUUAACUAUACAGCCUUCUUUACAAUAAACUUCUUGACUUUUGUGCACAGAAUAGUAUUGCAACCUGCUAUUUAGCCUUUGGUGCCUUAGAGUUACUAUAAAUAUCUAACAAUAUGUACAUUAUGUAAAUACUGCCAAGAGAUCACUAAGGCCAAAUAUUUUCUCUAUUCACUUUUUAUUGCACUUGCUUUCUAUUGCUACUUAAGCCUCUUUUAUCCAGCUUUGUAAUAGUUCUAACAUUGUAGCCAAUGUAAAUGUUUACUUUCAAUAAAUCUG
Messenger RNA from Equus quagga, 7337 nucleotides. It is a transcript of the gene PARP8, whose product is annotated as poly(ADP-ribose) polymerase family member 8. The record is from RefSeq and is a predicted model, not a curated record. Gene Ontology annotation, cellular component: membrane; nuclear envelope; endoplasmic reticulum tubular network. Bases 231 to 2909 code for a protein of 892 amino acids. Gene Ontology annotation, biological process: endoplasmic reticulum unfolded protein response. Gene Ontology annotation, molecular function: kinase binding; protein serine/threonine kinase activator activity; NAD+ poly-ADP-ribosyltransferase activity. The transcript is spliced from 27 exons. NCBI's taxonomy places the organism in Eukaryota, Metazoa, Chordata, Mammalia, Perissodactyla, Equidae.